GUCCGCCGCCGCAGACCGGUGUUGUUCCUAACUCGUUAUUAUUUGGCUGAGCAAUCCGGGCCUUGCCUUUAAUUUUCGCCCAGAAUGCCGAGUUCCUGCCAAGAGAUCAGAAACGCUCUGGCGCAAUGUCUUCAAGAAUCAGACUGCAUCAUGGUGCAACGGCGCUCGCCCCGCGAAUGUCUGAGUGAGCCGUACGUCGACGAACUUCCCAUGCGAUGCCAGCAAUUGCGGAAGGGAUUUAGCGAGUGCAAGCGCGGCCUCAUCGACAUGCGCAAGCGGUUCCGCGGAAACCAACCCAUCUCGGUAUCGACGACGGAAGGCGGCGGCUCCAGCACGUCCCAGCAACUAUAUGCAGGCAAGCCGGCGUUUGAGACGGUCAAGGAGAUUAGUGGUGAUGAGGUGCAGAUGGAUCCGGAGAAGACUCGUGGUCUGUGAGGUGGGGGGUGGUUAGUUAUAUCUGGUGUUGUGGGUGACACAGAUUAGUUUCCCUUGCGCGCUGUAACAUCACGUUCUCUGUGCUUUUGUUGUAUUCGCUGGCAUUUGGCUUGGAGUUUGGUUGAUUGAUUGAUUGAUGGGAGUAUUUUGCUCAUGUGCCCGUGCCCUGAUAGUGUGUAUGAUUGUCGGGUUAUGGGUACGUACUUUUACUAUCAUGCUAUACUACUAGAUUGUACAUAUGCAAUGGAUGGGUCUGUCUGUAUGCAGACUGGCUUGGGCAUUUCUACGAUUCGGG
Molecule: messenger RNA, 730 nt
Organism: Aspergillus vadensis CBS 113365
Lineage: Eukaryota; Fungi; Ascomycota; Eurotiomycetes; Eurotiales; Aspergillaceae
Product: PET191 family protein
Exons: 3
Coding region: 151-435 (94 amino acids)
Biological process (GO): mitochondrial respiratory chain complex IV assembly
Cellular component (GO): mitochondrion
Source: RefSeq, a predicted model, not a curated record